ACGGCGUAUUGUCACGACGAAGGGGCUUUUCGUUUCACGUAAAACAACCAUUCAUUUAUUUUUUGUUGAGUUCAUAUUUUACACGAGAUUCCGAUUCAAAUGGUGUUGCUCGUGGUUUAAAACAAGAAAGGACUGUUAUAGAAGCUAUUGAGAAAAUAAAGAUAGGAUCGUUUCUGGCCCUGUUUGGAUUUGUCUUUUACCUUCCAUCACCACAGGAAGGCGCAGUUGUGUCUAAUUUCGUGGGGAAACAUCAACACCUCUGGCCUCCAUUGAUUUCACAGUCCCCGUCUGUCUCUGGACCCCGCAGUGUUCUCCUAAGGUCGGUUAGUGUACAGUUGGUUUAGCCUGCGUUCGCGUUUCAUUCUAACAUGUCCGCCAGAGUCCAAAUCUGACUGCUUUUUCUCCACAUUUCCCUCCUUCUUGGGGGUUUGAAGGAAUUAUCCACCACCCCCCCCCUCAUCCACCACCACCACCAUUGGAUUUGUUUGGAAUAAACAUAGCUAUUUCUUAAGGAAUACACCAUUCAUGUCAAUGCUUCAACAUGCAGCCCCCGCCGAGAAAGGUAAAAGUGACUCAGGAGCUGAAGAAUUCUCACUUAGAGCAGAUGACCAGACUGCACCUCAAACAUCAAACAGAAUGUGACCUGCUGGAGGACAUGAGGACAUACAGUUUGAAGAAGGGCCAGUUGGAGAGGGACUAUGCCCAGGCUCUGCAGAAGCUGGCCAGUCAGUACCUGAAGAGGGAUUGGCCAGGCAUCAAACCUGACGACCAACGCACAGACUACAGGAAUGUGUAUGCUGUGUGGCGGUCCUAUCUGGAGGGGACAGUACAGGUGACUCAGUCUCGCGUCAACGUGUGUGACAACUACAAGAAUGAGAUUUCAGACCCUGCUAAAACUGUACGGCUAUACAAGGAACAGCAGCUCAAAAAGAGUAUAGAACAGUUGAAUCGUAUCCAGGUGGAGCUUCAGGACUCUGUGAAGGACCUGGCCAAAGCCAAGAAGAAAUACUACGACUCAGAACAGGUGGCUCAGGCCGUUCGAGAGAAGGCUGACAUCGAGGCCAAGUCGAAGCUGGGUUUGUUUCAGUCCAGGAUUAGUUUACAGAAAGCCAAUGUUAAGUUGAAAGCCAAGAGAAGUGACUGUAACUCUAAAGCAACCCAUGCCAGGAAUGACUACCUGUUAACCCUGGCAGCAGCCAACGCUCAUCAUGACCGCUACUACCACACAGACCUGCUGCACUGUAUACAGGAGUUGGAUGGAGGGAUAUAUAACCAUGUGAAGGACUAUCUGAUCUCUAUCUGUCAGACAGAGCUGGAGGCCUUUCAGGCCAUACACAACACCUUCCAGUUCCUACUGGACAAAUCCAACAGGGUGGUGCAGGAGUUUAACCAGCAGCUUUUCAUGCAGGAGAACCCUGUGUUUCAUAAAGCACAAGACUUCCAGUUCCAACCCAGUGACUGUGACACGACUCUGAGCUCGGUGCAGAAGUUGGUGGACAUUGAGCCUUCGCCCGUCAGUGCCAUGAGGAUGACGCUGGCACAGAGUCGUAAGUUGGAGACAGACACGGGGAGCCAGACAGAGGAGCACAGUCUGAACAAGGAGGCCAGGAAAUGGGCCACCAGAAUGGCCCGAGAACACAAGAACAUCGUCCACUACAAGAGAAGCCUGGAGGAGUGUGAGACACUGGGAGUCCCUCAAACGGAGCAGGGCCGACUUGAUCUGGAGCUGAAGAUAGAGGAUACCAAAGAGAGCAUCCGCAAGGCUGAGACAGUAAAGCUGAAGGCAGAGGCUCGUCUGGACCUGCUGAGACAGGUGGGCGUUGCCGUGGAUACCUGGCUGAAGAGCGCCAUGAACCAGGUGAUGGAGGAGCUGGAAAAUGAGCGCUGGGCUACAGUAAACUACACUACCCACGAUCCCUCACUCUCGGGCCCGGUUGAUCUGGAGCGGUCGGAGGGAGAGGAGUGUGAGGAGAACAUGGAGGUGUUUGAUGACAGCAGCUCCAGCCCCUCUGGGACUCUCAGGAACUACCCACUCACCUGCAAAGUCCUCUACUCAUACAAGGCGUCUCAGCCAGACGAGUUGAGUAUAGAGGAGCAUGAGAUGUUGGAGGUGAUAGAGGAUGGAGACAUGGAGGACUGGGUCAAGGCGAGGAACAAGAGGGGGCUGAUUGGCUACGUCCCAGAGAAGUAUCUUCAGUUCCCCACCUCUAACAGCCUACUGAGCAUGCUCCAGUCUCUCUCUGCCCUGGACGCACGAUCACACACCUCCUCCAACUCCACCGAGCCAGAGAUACACACAGGCAGCAUCAACGGAGACGCCAGCUUGAGUUUUGUGAGGGCGUUGUAUGACUACGCGGGCCAGGCGGAUGAGGAGCUGUCCUUCCCAGAGGGGGCUGUCAUCCGUCUACUCAACAGAGACACCCAAACUGACGAUGGCUUCUGGGAGGGAGAGUUUAACGGACGAGUGGGAGUGUUCCCUUCUGUACUGGUGGAGGACCUGACGGAGAGCGGAGAGAAUGGAGCACACACACUUAUCUCUCCAUCUUCGAGGCUGCCCUCCUCCCUGCCACCCCUCCCUCUGUAUGAUCAGCCCCCGUGCAGCCCCUAUGCCACCCCAGACACCCCCACCCCUCCGCCCCUCCCUCGCUCACCCUCUGUCAACGGGGAACACAAGCCACCUCCCACAACGUACAAGGAACCCACUCACAAUCAUAGUUCUGCUCUGAGUCCAGUGUCUCCAGAGUUCACUCCCGACGGAGGCCCUAGCAAACUACGACCUGUCCGUGCAGCCCCCCGCCCCCAAGCAGAAACCUCGCAAAAAAGCAGAGAAGACUGAGGAGGUGGAGAUCACACUGGUGUGACAGACAGACAUACAAACGGACAGCACAGCGCUGCCCUGCAGACCUGAGUGACUGAACUUUGAACUGGGCUUUACCUCUAACCUUUGAACCAUAGAACUCCCCCUUCUCUCCCAACACUGGGACGAACUCCCCCUUCUCUCCCCCUACCUCCCAACACUGGGAAGAACUCCCCCUUCUCUCCCCCUACCUCCCAA
This is a messenger RNA of Oncorhynchus tshawytscha (Chinook salmon), 3055 nucleotides long. Its product is annotated as F-BAR and double SH3 domains protein 2-like. Gene Ontology annotation, biological process: neuromuscular synaptic transmission; regulation of actin filament polymerization. Gene Ontology annotation, molecular function: protein binding. The record is from RefSeq and is a predicted model, not a curated record. The transcript has 21 exons. The coding region runs from base 542 to 2836 and encodes 764 amino acids. NCBI's taxonomy places the organism in Eukaryota, Metazoa, Chordata, Actinopteri, Salmoniformes, Salmonidae. Gene Ontology annotation, cellular component: neuromuscular junction; recycling endosome.